AUGGGAGAAAUUGUCAAAUCCAAUUAUGAACCAGGUUGCAUUUCCAUCGACGUGGAACAGCCUUCUGUUGUCAACGAAAAUCCAAAUAAAAAAUGGCCAACAAAAUACCUAAUGAUUGCCCUUCCAACACUUCUCGUCAUAAUUCUCGGGUUGAUUGCUGUUUCCUUAUUUCUUGUUCUGACAGAAAGUGAAAGCACUUUUCCCGCCGGGCAAGCAACUGAGCGUCUCUUCCAGGCACCAAAACGAGCCACUCCUCACCCUACAAUAGCUCCCACAUCGCAAUUUCCUUCCUCAUCUCCCACCACGAUGAGUCCUACUCCUUCUCCGACAGGCUUUGAGCGUGGCAUUCGUGAAUUCUUAUCCCAACAGGAUGGGAAUGCCAAUCGAGACGUGGAAAAGGCAAAAAAGGCAAUCGAUUGGUUAUUGGAGGAAGCAGCCGUGGCUCAAUCUGCCAUAUCGCCAUUCAAUCAAAAGUUCUUGCAACGAUAUGGCAUUUUGAUUCUCUACUUUUCCGUCUUUACCGAUCAAAACACGGAGCCAGGUAGUCCCAAUAAUAAUACUCCUCUACCCAAUAUGGGGAUGCAAAACCAAAACGAAUGCGAUUGGGAAGGAAUGACGUGUGAUGAAAAUGGAAUGUUGACCGGAAUCAAACUAGCCAAUCGACAACUGGAUGGUUCGCUGCCUUCUGAAUGGAGUUUCUUUCCAAAUCUCAAAUCCAUUGAGUUUUACAAGAAUACCUUGCAAGGUAGCAUUCCAGAAGAGUUGUUUGAUCUCGUAGGAUUGGAACAAGUAUUCUUGUAUCACAAUCAAUUCACGGGGAGUAUCAGCUCCAAGAUUGGCCAAUUGUGGAAUCUUACAAAUUUCGAUGUUAGCCACAAUAAGCUGAGUGGGUCUUUGCCACCUGAGUUGUCAUCAAAGGGAGACAGGAUUCGUCAGAUUCGUUACUUCAAUAUUCAUCGGAAUCAAAUGACUGGUGUCAUUCCUUCCAACAUGCGAUUGCGCCAAAUGUUUUACAUGGAUUUGGGGUUCAAUAGAAUUAGCGGGACGUUACCUCAGGAGUUUGGCGAUCAGGCUGUCAGAUUGAGACAUUUAUUUCUGGAUCAUAAUGAAUUCCUUGGUACUUUACCAGAGUCAUAUGUAGUCGCCGGUCAACGCCGUAUCAAAACACUCUUUGUGAAUGACAACAACCUCUCUGGUGUCUUUCCUGGAAAUGCCACACUCUUUCAGAAAAUGCAGGAACUGAAGACUACAAACAACCACUUUGAUGCGUGUAAUAUGGGUUUCUAUCCGGAUGAACCACGCAUUGAAUUGAAAACAGACUGUGAUAUUUGCAAAUGCCGAAGACUUUUCAUGUGCCGAUUCUGCAAAGAUCAUCCACGACGAUCACUUUUGAGGCAUCAAAUGGAAUGA
Cylindrotheca closterium is the source of this 1410-nucleotide messenger RNA. The record is from the annotation of a GenBank genome assembly. NCBI's taxonomy places the organism in Eukaryota, Bacillariophyta, Bacillariophyceae, Bacillariales, Bacillariaceae.